AUGGGAUCAGCCCCAGACUGCUCAGGGACUGUGCGGAUGAACUCAAUAGCACACCCCAGAGAGCCCAAUCACUUCAGGCCAGUGGCUCUGACAUCACACCUUAUGAAGAGCAUGGAGAGGAUUGUACUGAACUACCUCCGUUGCCUGGUGGGCAGUGAGCUGGACCCCCUCCAGUUCGCAUAUCGACCAGGGGUCGACUUCCAAUACGACACAGAUAGCUGCCAUCUCCAGAAAUUUUCUGAUGACACAGCUAUUGUUGGCUGUGUUAAGAAGGGGAAUGAUCUGGAGUAUAAGGGGGUCAUCACCAGUUUUGUUGAAUGGUGUGGAAAGAACCAUCUGCAGAUAAACACCAGUAAGACAAAGGAGAUGGUGAUUGACUUCAGCCCCACCACUGCCACCACCAGUUCCCAGUUUCCACCUGUCAGCACUCGCAGUCUGGAGACACUGAGCUCACCUCAGCUACAGAUGGCCCACGGUCAACUAACCUUCGCAUCCAAGAAAAGUGAGGGUGUUACCUACAGACCCAAGUCUGCGUCAGAGGGCUUCCGCAGGCACAGCACAGAUGGGACUGGCAUUGCCCCGGUGCCGGGCGAGGAGCGGCGCUUUCACCCCUACUGCCGCCAGUAUAGCGAGGGCAGCCCACCCCUCUGCUCGUCCCCUUUCGCCUGUGUCAAGGAGGAGACGCCACAGACGAGCAACCAGCUGUCGACUUUUCCAGAUGAAUUCACAAGCGGAGAGCAGAUUAAUUAUUCCUAUGACCCCUAUAACAGAAUUUCCUCUAAUACCAAUCAACCCGAAACAGCAGAAAUGCUUUACCCUAAACCCAUCUAUUCAUAUAGCAUCCUCAUCUUUAUGGCACUGAGGAGCAGCCAGACUGGGAGCUUGCCUGUCAGUGAAAUCUACAGCUUCAUGACCGAACACUUCCCGUAUUUCAAGACAGCUCCUGAUGGCUGGAAGAACUCUGUCCGCCACAAUCUAUCCCUAAACAAGUGUUUUGAGAAAGUGGACAACAAGAGCGGUCAUGCUUCCCGGAAAGGCUGCUUGUGGGCCCUGAACCCCGCUAAGGUGGGAAAGAUGCAGGAGGAGCUGCAGAAAUGGCGCCGCAAAGACCCCCUCACUAUCCGCAAGAGCAUGGCUCGACCAGAUGAGUUAGAUCACCUUCUUGAGGACAGAGCUGACAAGAUAAAAUCGUCAUCCGUCCGCUUAAACCACCGACAGACAUACCCAGCAUUGAGAAAACAAGGAUAUGACACAGUCUCACCUCAUGUCCUAACCCAGCCAAGGGAGCAUGACCCUCACUCUCACAGACAGCCCUUGUACAGCUACUCUUCACCUGCUGCCAGCCAGCGGCCUCCAUACCUGCCCCACAAUCCCACUGUGUUCCCCUUCCAGUGCAUAAUCACCCAGCAGCCUGGCACCAUCCUUCCCUCCAACAUUGGCGCUCUGGAGUCUCCCCUGCCAGCACAGACCCCACCCAGCUACAGCGCUGCCCUGCAGGCCAAUAACGGCGUCUCGCAGAGCAUGCAGGAGCUGCUGCUGGAGGGGGACCAAAGCACAGACAUCGAUAUGCUCAACCCAAGUCUCACAGACCUACAGCUGCACGGUUAUUUGUGGGAGGAGCUGAAGGACGAUAGCCUGGCUCCAGACACUGUUACCACCACACCCGUCACCCUGUCCUCCUUCCAGGCUAGCCCUGGCUGGCAGAGAGUGGUGACCCUGCAAGGCCUUGGCUCGACCAGGGCAGAUGCAAGUGGCCCUGGUGCUGGGGAAGGGGACCCGAAAGGAAUGUUAGAGCUGAGCAUCACAGCACAAAAUUCCACCACAUUCCCUAACAUGGAUAGCAUGUCCACAUACUAGCUCUCUGCUCCACAUUUCAAUCACAUUCUUACAUUUGUUUUGUA
Molecule: messenger RNA, 1901 nt
Organism: Alosa alosa (allis shad)
Lineage: Eukaryota; Metazoa; Chordata; Actinopteri; Clupeiformes; Clupeidae
Gene: foxn1
Product: forkhead box N1
Exons: 10
Coding region: 1-1857 (618 amino acids)
Biological process (GO): regulation of transcription by RNA polymerase II
Molecular function (GO): transcription cis-regulatory region binding; DNA-binding transcription factor activity, RNA polymerase II-specific
Source: RefSeq, a predicted model, not a curated record